Molecule: messenger RNA, 2169 nt
Organism: Tauraco erythrolophus (red-crested turaco)
Lineage: Eukaryota; Metazoa; Chordata; Aves; Musophagiformes; Musophagidae
Source: RefSeq, a predicted model, not a curated record
AGAACUUUUGAAGUGGAACGGAUGGGGAUAUAAUGACUCCAAAUUCAUCUUCAAUAAGAAGGGUCAAGCAGAAUUCACAGGAAAAAGGUACAGAUUAGGUGGUAUGAUAUUACCAACUUUUAAGGAAUGGAUAGAAAAAACCUUUGGAGCAAGUCUGGAGCACAAAACUACCUCUAGAGCAUCCUUAAAUGUUAAUGAUGUACCUCCAUCCACUGUAAAUGAAGAAUUUCUCCAGGAUCUUAGAGCCACUAAAAUCUCCUAUUCACAGGAUGCAGAAGAUAGGGUAUUCAGAGCUCAUGGUCACUGCCUACAUGAGAUAUUUGUACUCAGGGAAGGAAUGUUUAAGCGAAUUCCUGAUAUAGUUGUAUGGCCUGUUUGCCAUGAAGACGUAGUUAAAAUUGUGGAAUUAGCCUGCAAACACAAUCUCUGCAUAAUACCAUUUGGUGGGGGGACGAGUGUCUCUAGUGCCCUUGAAUGUCCUGAAGAAGAAAAAAGAACAAUUGUCUCAUUGGAUACAUCACAAAUGAAUCGAAUUCUCUGGAUAGAUGAGAAAAACUUAACAGCUUGUGUGGAAGCUGGCAUUGUUGGACAAGAUCUGGAAAAACAGCUUGCUGAAAGUGGCUUCUGUACAGGCCAUGAACCAGACUCCAUGGAGUUCAGUUCACUAGGAGGAUGGGUAGCAACACGAGCAUCAGGCAUGAAAAAAAACAUCUAUGGAAACAUUGAAGAUCUGGUGAUUCAUAUAAAAAUGGUAACUCCUAGGGGAGUAGUGGAAAAAAACUGUCAAGUACCUCGCAUGUCAACAGGACCUGAUAUACAUCACUUCAUUAUGGGAUCUGAAGGAACUCUUGGAGUGGUUACUGAAGUUACGAUAAAAAUUCGCCCAGUCCCUGAAUACCAGAAGUAUGGCUCUGUGGUCUUCCCGAACUUUGAACGAGGGGUGGCCUGCUUAAGGGAAGUGGCAAAGCAGAGAUGUGCUCCUGCAUCAAUUCGCCUUGUCGACAAUGCACAGUUUCAGUUUGGUCAUGCCCUUAAACCACAAGUUGCUUCCAUUUUUACAUCAUUUUUGGAUGGACUGAAAAAAUUCUACAUCACGAAGUUUAAAGGAUUUGAUCCCAACGUACUUUGUGUAGCUACCUUGCUCUUUGAGGGUGACAGAGAGAAGGUUCUUCAGCAUGAAAAGCAAGUUUAUGAUAUUGCCACCAAGUUCGGUGGCUUGGCAGCAGGAGAAGAUAAUGGACAGAGAGGAUAUAUGCUGACAUUUGUCAUCGCUUACCUUCGGGACCUGGGCCUGGAUUACUAUGUAAUAGGAGAAUCGUUUGAGACAUCUGUUCCUUGGGAUAGAGUUUUGGACCUUUGUAGGAAUGUAAAGGAAAGAAUAGUAAGAGAAUGCAAAGAGAAGGGUGUUCAGUUUGCUCCUCUUUCCACCUGCAGGGUGACACAGACUUAUGAUGCAGGUGCAUGUGUCUACUUCUACUUUGCCUUUAACUACAGAGGAAUUAGUGAUCCUAUUCAUGUCUAUGAACAAAUUGAGAGGGCUGCUAGAGAAGAAAUACUUGCCAAUGGAGGAAGUCUGUCACAUCACCAUGGAGUAGGCAAAUUGCGGAAGCACUGGAUGAAGGAGAGCAUCUCAGAUGUUGGCCUGGGAAUGCUGAGAUCUGUUAAAGAAUAUGUGGACCCCAAUAACAUCUUUGGAAACAAAAAUCUUUUAUAAAACCCUACACAACAUGAUGUACUAAAACUUCUUCAAAAUUACUGUUGAAAUUCCUUGACUCUCGUUGUAUUGAUAUCCCAGUAAUCAAAUAUAACAUAGACUAAACUUUAAAAACUAGUAACUUACGUUGAUUUUUGCCACCUCGUUCCCCCUCCCCCCAAUAAAGUGUAAACAUCACUAUUAAUGUUUAUGGAUUUUUACUUACAAUGCUCUUAGACUCUUCAACAGCCCGCUGGGCACAGUGUCUUAUUAACCAGGAAAUGCAAGUUUGGUUUUCCAAGUUCGGUUAGGCAACACAGCUGACAGUAUUUUAAAUGCUGGAUACUGCCAGAUGUUUCCUACUAAAGCAUCCCCUGCAAGGACAACAAAGACUGACAACAGUGUUUUCUACAGAAGCAGCUGCUCAACCCAGCCUCUUGCUAGAGGAAAGCUGCUAGGAGACAGAUGAGAGAACA